AUCUGGCAAGAUCAUGGGCACCGAGUCAUCUGGCAAGACAGCGGGCACCAAGUCAUCUGGCACGACAGCGGGCUCCGGGUCAACUGACACGACAGCGGGCACCGAGUCAACUGGAAGGACAGCGGGCUCCGAGUCAUCUGGCAAGACAGCGGGCACCGAGUCAUCUGGCAAGACAGCGGGCACCGAGUCAUCUGGCUCGACAGCGGGUACCGGGUCAUCUGGUUCGACAGCGGGCACUGGGUCAUCUAGCUCGACAGCGGGCAUCAGGUCACCAGGCACGACAGCGGGAACCGGGUCAUCAGGC
Staurois parvus is the source of this 304-nucleotide messenger RNA. The record is from the annotation of a GenBank genome assembly. NCBI's taxonomy places the organism in Eukaryota, Metazoa, Chordata, Amphibia, Anura, Ranidae.